Lycium barbarum (goji berry) is the source of this 981-nucleotide messenger RNA. Its product is annotated as transcription factor SRM1-like. The record is from RefSeq and is a predicted model, not a curated record. Gene Ontology annotation, molecular function: DNA binding. Bases 233 to 976 code for a protein of 247 amino acids. NCBI's taxonomy places the organism in Eukaryota, Viridiplantae, Streptophyta, Magnoliopsida, Solanales, Solanaceae. The transcript is spliced from 2 exons.
AACAUGUAGAAACAAAACUCGUUUUGGUCGGUCAUUCUGUUUUAUUGUGCCACCUGCCCCUUCCCCUUAUUAGUAUCGCACUACUGUAGUUAUAAAAGUAGGAGUCUUGCUGCAAUUAUUUCAGUUAACCAAGUGUAAGGGGUUACAAAGAAUCAUAUAUAGAAGUUCCCCGCUUUGAGAAAACUCUUUAGAAACUUUACUUUUCGUUUGAAACCUUUCUAGAUCCAACAAAAUGAGCUACGACCGAACAUGGAGUAGCUCCGCCUGGACUAAGGAGGAAGACAAAGCAUCUGAGAACACCCUGGCUAUCUAUUCUGGAGAUAGCGAUCUAAUGAUGAAGAUUGCAGCAGUAGUUCCUCAGAAAUCUCUUCAAGAAAUUAAUCAGCAUCAUAAUGACCUUGUUAAAGAUGUCAGCGACAUUGAAUCGGGACCCAAAUAUGGGCAAAUGCAAAGUUGUUCCAGUCGUAGAAGUAGAUCAUCGGGAGCAGUGGUAGAACGGCGAAAAGGGAUUCCUCGGACUGCAGAAGAACACAGGUUGUUUGUCCAGGGGUUGGAUAAACAUGGCAAAGGAGAUUGGCGGAAUAUAUCGAGGAAUUGUGUGAGAUCUAGAACGCUAACACAGGUGGCUAGCCAUGCCCGAAAGUUCUUCAGUCGAUUAAAUGACAAUAGCAAGGCGAAGAGGAGAAGAAGCAUUCAUGAUAUCACAAGUGUGAAUGCUGCUUAUACUACUGAACCUUCACAAGGACCGAUCACUGACUAUGUAACUGAAGCUUUUGACGUAAUAUCUUUACCAGGGCAAGCUACCAAUUGUGCUAUUGAAGGACCAUCUGCUGUGAACCCCAAGAAAUUCUCGCUUAGUGCUUCUGUUGGUAGUGAGUUGAAUAAUUCAUCUACUGACUUGGAUGAGUUCCUGCUUCGUAUAGGAGACCUAAUCACUGAACCUGCGGCUGGCACCUCUGGAGUGUGCCACCAGUAACCAUC